This is a messenger RNA of Eruca vesicaria subsp. sativa (arugula), 1137 nucleotides long. The record is from the annotation of a GenBank genome assembly. NCBI's taxonomy places the organism in Eukaryota, Viridiplantae, Streptophyta, Magnoliopsida, Brassicales, Brassicaceae.
AUGUCUAAUUCCAACACCAUCGAGCCACCGGAAAAACAUCAUCCUCCACCACCACCGUCGCUUUCUUCAUUACCUGAUGACAUCCUUCUGACAUGCUUGGCCUUGGUCCCAAGAAGCUAUCACCUAAGCCUCUCUUGGGUCUCAAGAAAGCUAAGAGCCCUUCUUCGCUCGCCGCAGCUCAACAAGUUGCGAUCCAAGAAGUCUCUCUAUGUAUGUUUCCAUGAAAAAUACAACGACAGCGACUCCACCUUCCACUGGUUUACUCUCAACGAGGAAACAAAAACAUCAACGACGACGAAGGAGUAUAGGUUAGUUCCGAACCCAACCCCCUUCCCUUCUCACAAGUACGGGUCUUUAACCGUCGCAGUGGGGUCGAAGGUCUACUUCAUUGGUGGACCUAGAGGAGAACCUUCCAGGGAUCUAUGGAUCCUUGAUACACGAUCUGAAACCAUGACUCAGGGGCCAAGCAUGAGCGUGCCUCGAGAACAAUUCGAUGCAGCUGUGGGAGUAAUCGACGGGAAGAUAUACGUUAUCGGAGGUGAAGGGUUUCUCCAAGUUGAAGUUUUUGAUGUAAAGUCGGAAACUUGGGAGCUUGCGGGGCUUGAGAACGCCGGUAAAUCCUAUCGGUGUGGUGCCUCGGUGGAGGGGAAGGUUUACAUUGUGGAGAAAGACGAGAUCCAUGUGUACAAUCCGAGAGAAGGUGAAGGAGAAAGGAUGGUUAAGAUGGUAACCAAGAGACUCUCGGAAGGUGGACGAAAGUAUAAGUUAAAUGAUACGGUUUAUUGCGUGUGUGUGGUGGAUGAUGUUCUCUUUGCUUUCUUUAACUGGACUGGGUUGAUGUGGUUUGAUACGAAGCGUAACGUGUGGAGAAGACUGGUGGGUCGUAAUGGGAAGAGACUGAAGAAACUCUCAACCUUUUCUGUAAAGGAGAUGGCGGAACACGACGGAAAGCUAGCGGUUUUCUAUCAGUGUUUUAAAACUGAAGAGGAUUUCACCGUUAGCGAGGUUGUUCAGUGUGCGAUAGUCUCACUGCAUAGAGCUGGAGACAGGAUUUGUGGGACGAUCGAUUGGUUUGGUGUUGUGGGUACAUUACCCUUUUCGUUUCGUUUUCUGCAUUGUUUAGCUGUUUCCGAUUGA